Messenger RNA from Sipha flava (yellow sugarcane aphid), 384 nucleotides. RefSeq lists its product as uncharacterized. Bases 1 to 384 code for a protein of 127 amino acids. Lineage: Eukaryota; Metazoa; Arthropoda; Insecta; Hemiptera; Aphididae. The transcript has 3 exons. The record is from RefSeq and is a predicted model, not a curated record.
AUGCUCCACGAUUAUUUGGACGGCGAAAAUGCGAAACUCCAGUCUAAUCGUUUUGACAGUUACGUUAUCAAAUCUACUGACGAAGACGGUCAUCAGUUAUCAUCCGACUGCGAUGACAUGGUGCACGACGCGAUUCUGGAUUUCAUCGGCUACGGACGUCCGGGUUACGAGUUUCUGUCGUACGCCGAAGACGCUUUGUUCCCGUUCGAAACUUCUCCGUUCCGUAGACGUUCGGGGCACCACGCACUGUACAACAUGAGCGUCUACAACGUGUACCAGGAGCCUGCGGUUCCUGCGUACGAAUACCGUGCCAAGAGGAAGAGCAAACCGUUGGACAUCGUCGACCCGGUGACCGGUGAAAAACUGCGAUUUCCCAUCAAAUGA